AAGUACCUGAUUUUAGUACCCCGUUUUAAAUGAACCUGCCACAAAAUGGUGUUCGUCUCCAUUUUAAAUACAUGAGUUAUUUACACCAUUAUUGUGGCUGUAAGUCUUGUGAAUCUGCAACCUUGAUCUUGCCCAGAAAAUGUCACAUCUUCAAGCAGGCAUUAUUAUUCUGAUCCUCAAAUUCACCCUAAUUUUUACGCAUGGAUCAGACAAUGAUGUCGAACUGAGACCCGUAAUCAAUUAUGAUGAUAUAAGCGCAGAUGUCACAUUUUGUCAGACGUAUUACCCUUAUUCGUACUCCAAGUGUUUAAGGAUCUGUUCCUCCCACUCGGAACCAACCUGUGUCGACGAUGAUCUCUGCGUCUGUGACACCAAUGACAAAUAUUCGUCGGUCACCACUAUCAAUGAAAAACAGACUCUGCAAAAUAAGUUUGGGGUAACCACUACCGCAGAUUGCAAACAAAGUAUUUUUUGCAAAGAAAGUUGCCAAAACACAGUCUCUCAAAAUGGACGGACAUUUACAACGGGGGUGCUAUGCGUUCAAACAACCAAAGAUUAUGGACUUAUUAACAUGUGCGUUUGCCGAAAGACAAAUUUUUAAUAAUUAGUAGGUAAUUCAUCCGUCUAGUUUAUUUUUUUACAUUGAGACCUUUUAGAUAGAUAAAAGUAUUGUAAAUCUAUGUAAUUUAUAAUUUAAUUAACAUGUGUAUAACAUUAUGUGUCCAUGUCGUAUUACUACAUGAAGCUAUAAACCUUUGAAAAUAAAUUUGGCUAAAAAUGGA
Folsomia candida is the source of this 782-nucleotide messenger RNA. RefSeq lists its product as uncharacterized. The coding region runs from base 140 to 601 and encodes 153 amino acids. The record is from RefSeq and is a predicted model, not a curated record. NCBI's taxonomy places the organism in Eukaryota, Metazoa, Arthropoda, Collembola, Entomobryomorpha, Isotomidae. The transcript is spliced from 3 exons.